UCUCUGGAUCGCACAUACACGCUGUAGCUCGAGCGGAGCGGAGCGGGGCGCGCGCGCGGAGCUUCCCUUUCGCCGGGCAGGAGUUGCUGCUGUUGAAUGAAUGGAGGGCAGUUUGUGACUCGUGAGCGGUCAGUUGCACCCCGUCCUCCCUCGCGCACGCUCGCACGGGUCAUGUGGAGUGGUGGUGUCACAGUCCGGCAGUGAGACGCAGGAGGGACGCGCGCGGGGGCUCGGUGUUAUCGGAGGAGGCGCAGGGGAGCGCGCGCGCUCUGGACUGUACUGGACUGUACUGGACUACUGCAAACGCUGGGGAGAUUGUGAUUUAUAAUGGAGCUGAGGCACAGAGGACUUCUACUGACCACCAUCAUCAUCAUCUUCUUCUUCAUGCGUUGCAGCUCAGCACAAGAUGAUGUUCCUCCGUACUUUAAAACAGAACCGGUUCGGACUCAGCUGCACCUGGAGAGGAACCGGCUGGUUCUGACCUGCAUGGCGGAGGGCAGCUGGCCACUGGAGUUCAAAUGGAUUCAUAACGGAACGGAGCUGACGCGGUUCUCUCUGGAGUACAGGUAUCUGAUCCCGUCUCUGGACCGGACUCACGCUGGGUUUUAUCGCUGUAUCGUGAGGAACCGUGUUGGAGCUCUGCUGCAGCGCAGGACGGAGGUUCAGGUGGCCUUUAUGGGAGGUUUCGAGGAAGGCGAGAGGGUCCAGUCCGUUUCCCAGGGUGACGGUGCGGUCAUUCCAGCGCCACGGAUACGAAGCUUUCCACAGCCGCAGGUCACAUGGUUUAGAGACGGCAGGAAAAUCCCGCCCAGCAGCCGCAUUGCCAUCACUCUGGACAACACUCUGGUCAUUCUUUCUGCGGUGGCGCCAGACGCCGGACGAUACUACGUUCAGGCGGUGAACGACAAGAAUGGAGAGAACAAGACCAGCCAGCCCAUCACACUGACCGUGGAGAAUGUUGGUGGUCCUGCUGACCCCAUCGCUCCCACCAUUGUAAUCCCCCCAAGGAACACCAGUGUUGUUUCUGGAACCUCUGAGGUCACCAUGGAGUGUGUGGCCAAUGCUAGGCCGUUAAUUAAGCUGAGUAUCAGCUGGAGGAAGGACGGUGUUCCGGUCCGUUCUGGCCUGAGUGAUUUUAACCGCAGGUUGACCAUCCUCAGCCCCACUGUGAGCGACUCAGGGUUUUACGAGUGUGAGGCGGAGCUGAAGAGCAGCAGCGUUCCAUCUGUUAGCGCGGGAGCAUAUCUAAACGUUCUGGAGCCGCCACAGUUUGUGAAGGAACCAGACAAGCACAUCACUGCUGAGAUGGAGAAGGUGGUGGAUAUUCCCUGCCAGGCACGAGGUGUUCCUCAGCCUGAAAUAGUGUGGUAUAAGGAUGCGUUACCCAUAAACCCAGUGCGGUUACCACGGUACCGUGUGCUGGCCGGUGGAAGCCUGCAGGUUAACGGUCUGCUGCCGGAUGAUACCGGAAUGUUCCAGUGUUUCGCUCGCAACGAGGCCGGAGAGGUGCAGACUAACACCUACCUUGCUGUCACCAGUAUCGCCCCCAACAUCACAGCCGGUCCGUCUGACAGCACCGUGAUUGACGGCAUGUCUGUUAUUUUACACUGCGAGACUUCGGGAGCUCCGCGGCCCGCUAUCACCUGGCAGAAAGGUGAGCGUGUGUUAGCUAGCGGCUCAGUCCAGCUCCCCCGAUUCACUCUCCUGGAGUCCGGCAGUUUGCUCAUAAGUCCUGCCCACAUUUCAGACGCAGGUACAUACACCUGCAUGGCCAGCAACUCCAGAGGCAUCGAUGAGGCAUCAGCUGACCUGGUGGUGUGGGCUCGUACUCGGAUUACCACUCCUCCUCAGGAUCAGAGCGUUAUUAAGGGAACCAAAGCCACUCUGACCUGUGGAGUGACCCAUGACCCCAGUGUGAGCGUGAGGUUUGUAUGGGAGAAGGACGGCCAGGUGAUUAACACCAAGUCGUUGCCACGGUUACGGCUGGAUGCUAAUGGGACACUGCACAUCUCCCAGACAUGGUCAGGUGACAUCGGCACCUACACCUGCAGAGUGACCUCAGUAGGAGGAAACGACUCGCGCAGUGCUCACCUGAGAGUCAGGCAGCUGCCCCAUGCUCCCGAAAACCCGAGCGCAAUUCUGAGCUCUACAGAGAAGAGAGCGAUAAACCUCACCUGGGCCAAACCGUUUGAUGGAAACAGCCCGUUGAUCCGCUACGUCCUGGAGGUGUCUGAGAACAAUGCUCCGUGGAUGAUCCUGCUGGCGAAUAUAGAGCCGGACUCGACGGCCGUGACUGUGAGUGGACUGAUCCCAGCGAGGUCAUAUCAGUUCCGCCUGUGUGCCGUGAACAACGUGGGCAAAGGACCAUUCAGCAAGGAGACUGAACGGGUAUCUCUCCCAGAGGAGCCCCCUAGCGCCCCCCCUCAGAACGUCAUCGCCAGUGGCCGGACCAACUCCUCCAUCAUGAUCCAGUGGCAGCCUCCCCCCGAGAGCCAGCAGAACGGGGUUCUCCGAGGAUACGUCAUCCGCUAUCGUCUAACUGGUCUUCCAGUAGACAUCCAGUACAAGAACAUCUCAAACCCAGACGUCACCAACCUGCUCCUGGAGGACCUCAUCAUCUGGACCAACUACGAGAUCGAGGUGGCGGCGUAUAAUGGAGCAGGCCUAGGCGUCUACAGCCACAAGGUUACGGAGUGGACGCUGCAAGGAGUUCCCACUGUUGCCCCAGGAAACGUUCAGGCUGAAGCUGUGAACUCCACCAGCAUCCGCUUCACCUGGACUGCCCCCAACCCUCAGUUCAUCAACGGCAUCAACCAGGGAUACAAGCUGCUGGCAUGGGAGCCAGGUCAGGAGGAGGAGGUUACUAUGGUAACGGUCCGUCCGAAUUUCCAGGACAGUGUACACGUGGGCUACAUCAGCGGGCUGAAAAAGUUCACCCAGUACUACACCUCAGUGCUGUGCUUCACUACACCAGGAGAUGGACCACGCAGCCCACCCAAGAGGAUACACACACACGAAGACACUCCGGGUGCUGUGGGUCAUCUGAGUUUUACUGAGAUCCUGGACACGUCUCUGAAAGUCAGCUGGAGGGAGCCGCAUGAGAAGAACGGCGUACUCACCGGGUAUCGAAUCUCGUGGGAGGAGUAUAACCGCACUAACACACGGGUCACUCACUACCUACCCAACGUCACCCUGGAGUACAGAGUAACGGGACUGACCGCUCUGACCACGUACACCAUCGAGGUGGCAGCAAUGACCUCUAAAGGCCAGGGUCAGCUGAGUUCUUCGACGAUAUCAUCAGGGGUACCACCAGAGCUCCCCGGACCCCCGACUAAUCUAGCGAUCUCCAACAUCGGCCCCCGCUCUGUCACGCUGCAGUUUAAACCCGGAUACGACGGAAAAACCUCCAUAUCCCGCUGGCAGGUGGAGGCACAGAUCAGUGUAGUGGGAGACAAUGAAGACUGGGUGAUGGUACACCAGCUGGCUAAUGAACCUGAUGCCCGCUCUCUGGAAGUGCCCGCUCUAAACCCGUACACCUUCUACAGGUUCCGUAUGCGUCAGGUGAACAUUGUGGGCACCAGCCCUCCCAGCCAACCAUCUAGAAAGAUCCAAACCCUGCAGGCCCCACCUGACAUGGCACCAGUCAAUGUGACCCUGCGGACAGCCAGUGAGACCAGCCUGUGGCUCCGAUGGGUGCCCCUGCCGGAGUGGGAAUAUAAUGGCAAUCCAGAGUCAGUUGGCUACAGGGUUCAGUACAGCAGGACCAGCCCCCAAGCCAAAGCUCUAAUCCACCUGAUCCCUGACCGGUUGGAGCGGGAGUUCACAAUAGAGGACUUGGAGGAAUGGACUGAAUAUGAGGUCAAAGUUCAGGCUGUAAAUGGCAUCGGAGCCGGACCAUGGAGCCAGCCUGUACGAGGGCGUACCAGAGAGUCGGUUCCCUCUUGUGGACCCACAAAUGUCUCAGCCUUUGCUACGACCUCCAGCAGUAUCCUGGUGCGCUGGUUUGAGGUUCCGGAGCCAGACAGAAAUGGCCUCAUCCUCGGCUAUAAGGUGGUAUAUAAGGAGAAGGAUUCAGACUCUUCUCUGCAGUUUUGGACGGUGGAGGGAAACUCCACCCACAGCGUUCAACUGACCGGUUUAGGGAAGUAUGUUCUGUAUGAGAUCCAGGUUCUGGCCUUCACGCGCAUCGGAGACGGGCGGCCCAGCUCCCCUCCCAUCCUCGAGCGCACCCUCGAUGAUGUGCCUGGACCUCCUGUUGGCAUUCUGUUCCCGGAGGUCCGAACCACUUCUGUUAGACUCAUCUGGCAAUCUCCAGCUCAGCCCAACGGCAUCAUUCUCGCCUAUCAGAUCACGUAUCGGCUGAAUUCCACCAACAGCAACACGGCAACGGUGGACGUGUUGAACCCGAGCGCCCGGCAAUACACGGUUACGGGGCUGAAACCGGAAUCCGUUUACGUUUUCCGCAUUACAGCUCAGACACGCAAAGGCUGGGGGGAGGCGGCCGAGGCCCUGGUGGUGACCACGGAGAAGAGAGUGCGACCACAGCCCACCAGCCGCCCCGCAGUGCCGCAGGAGAACGUGCAGGCACGCAGUGUGCUGUUGUCAUGGGAACCCGGCAGUGACGGUCUCUCUCCGGUCCGAUAUUACACGGUGCAGGUCCGAGAACUUCCCCGCCGGAACUGGACCGUCCACUCAGCGUCCGUCAGUCACGACUCCACCUCAUACGUGGUGGACAGGCUGAAGCCCUUCACCUCGUAUCAGUUCCGAGUGAAGGCCACCAAUGAUAUCGGAGACAGUGACUACAGCCAGGAGAGUGAAGCCAUCACCACACUGCAGGACGCUCCAGAUGAGUCUCCCAUCAUCCUCUCCGUCACUCCACACACCACCACCUCUGUUCUGAUUCGCUGGCAGCCACCGGCGGAGGAGAAGAUUAACGGCAUUCCGCUGGGUUUCCGUAUCCGUUACCGAGAGCUGCUGUAUGACCGCUUACGCAGCUUCAGUGUCCAGCCCAUCAACAGCCCGUCCACCAGCUGGGCUGAGCUCACCUCUCCGUACAGUAUCCGUAACCUCAGUGACCCCUCUCUCACUCAGUAUGAGCUGGACAACCUGAGUAAACACAAACGCUAUGAAAUCAGACUGAGUGUGUACAACGCCGUGGGUGAAGGGCCCACCAGCCCACCACAGGAAGUGUUCGUGGGAGAAGCCGUGCCAACAGCUCCGCCCCAAAAUGUGGCCAUCCAAUCAGCUACCGCCACACAGCUGGACGUCACGUGGGACCCUCCUCCGCUGGACACGCAGAACGGAGACAUACAGGGCUAUAAGAUUUAUUUCUGGGAGUACCAGCGCAAGAAUGAGACGGAGAAGCUGCGGACUCUCUUCCUGCCCGAAGGAGGGGUGAAGCUGAAGAACCUGACCGGCUACACCACCUACAUGAUCAGCGUCGCCCCCUUUAACGCAGCCGGAGACGGACCACGCAGUCCCCCCACUAGGGGGCGCACUCAGCAAGCCGCUCCCAGUGCUCCGAGCUUUAUCCACUUCAGUGAACUCACCACCACCUCUGUGAACGUUUCCUGGGGCGAGCCAGUCUUCCCCAACGGCAUCAUCGAGGGCUAUCGCCUCAUCUAUGAGCCCUGCACCCCUGUCGAUGAACCCUCAGUGGCCUGUGCCGACUGUCUUGACUCCCCCUCCCCCCCAGGAGUCAGUAAGAUAGUGACGGUGGACGUGAAGGGCAGCGCCCCCCUGUGGCUGAAAAUUAAAGACUUAGCUGACGGGGUGACCUACAACUUCCGCAUCCGCGCCAAAACCUUCACCUACGGGCCGGAGGUGGAGGCCAACAUCACCACUGGACCUGGAGAAGGUGCCCCGGGGCCCCCCGGUGAACCGUUCAUCUCUCGCUAUGGCUCUGCUCUGACCAUUCACUGGACUAACGGUGAUCCCGGACGAGCCCCCAUCACACGAUACGUCAUCGAGGCCAGACCUUCAGAUGAAGGCCUGUGGGACAUUUUGAUCAAGGAUAUUCCUAAGGAAGUGACGUCAUACACUUUUAACAUGGACAUCCUGAAGCAGGGGGUCAGCUAUGAUUUCCGAGUCAUCGGGGUCAACGACUAUGGAUACGGCUCUCCGAGUCAACCGUCUCCUUCUAUCUCAGCCCAGAAGGUGGCGCCGUUCUAUGAGGAGUGGUGGUUCCUGGUGGUGGUGGCGUUGGUCGGUCUCAUCUUCAUCCUGCUGCUGGUCUUCAUCCUCAUCAUUAGAGGCCAGAGCAAGAAAUACGCCAAGAAAUCAGACUCAGGCAACAACUCGAACUGUAAGACGCUGACCCACGGAGAGAUGGUCAGUCUGGACGAGGGCCGAUUCCCUGCUCUGGAGCUAAACAACCGCCGCCUGUCCGUCAAAAACUCCUUCUGCCGCAAGAACGGCGUGUACACCAGGUCUCCCCCGAGGCCGAGUCCUGGUGGGCUGCAUUAUUCUGAUGAAGACAUCAGCACCAAAUACAACGACCUGAUUCCAGCAGAGAGCAGCAGCCUGACGGAGAAGCCCUCAGAGAUAUCAGAUUCACAGGAGGCGCUUGUGUUCUCCUAUAAGCCUGGGGGCCCCCCUGUUCCUCCGCCUCAUUGGGGCAGCGAUAGUGAAUACGAAGUCGAUCCAAAUCGUCAGAAGACACACUCCUUCGUCAAUCACUACAUCAGUGACCCCACCUACUACAACUCUUGGCGCCGGCAGCAGAAGGGCAUUUCUCGGGCUCAGGCCUACAGCUACACCGAGUCUGAGUCCGGAGAGGCCGAGCACUCCACCAUCCCCCCACCACUGCCUCCGCUGCCCCCCCAGCCCCCCCAGCUGCAGCCACAACCCCAGCCCCAGCCUCAGGCCCAGCCGCAGUCGCAGACCCAGAGCCAGGCCAACCUCUUCAGGCCCAAAGGCAGCCGGACUCCUACUCCGUCCCAGCAGAGCGCUAACUCGCCCAGCCAGCAGGGGGCGCUUUACCGCCCCCCCCAGCAGCCUGGCCCCUGGCCCUCGCCCUCCCAUCGCUGGAUUCUCCUCUUUCGUCUGACGGGGCGACUAAUCAAGGAAAAAUUGAGGGAGGGGCAUCCUGUCCCGCCAUUUUCACCCCAAAACAAAAGCCUAAUUUGUGUCUCUAAUGGAGCAACAAACAACAACCAGAUCAGUUUUUCAUACAGUUUUUGUUUUCGGUUUUACUUUGAGAUUUUUUAGUUGUUUGAUUUUGUAAAUCACAUACCACAUUUCCUUUUUUAAUAACUGUGUUUUUUGCUAAUUGUGUGCUUCUUAUAUAGACAAACACUCUACCAACACUGCUUUAUUUAUACUAAUUUUGGUUUGUUUUCAUUCAUUUGUAGAUUUUUUUCUUAAUUGUAGGUCUCCUUUACAUUAUUUUGCUGCAUGUGCUGCAUGGGUUUGUGUUUGUUUUUGUUUUUUUCCCCCUCAUUUUUGUUGAUUCAUCAUCAUUAACACACAAAGGAAACAAUCAACAAAAGCUAAAAGAGAACGAAUGGGAUUCCUUAAAAGAAAAAAACAAAGCCCUACUGAAGUGAAUCGUGGCUGCCAGCGUUUGGAGGACGGGCAGCGUCGAUUCUCGGCACACGGAUAAAACAGAACAGCGUCGAACUUUUCCAGCAUUUCCGAAAGCUAACAUGCAGCUCUGCCAUCUAAAGCUUCUUGGAGCCGCAGACGUUGGAAAGAGCUCGUCUGCUCUCCGCAUGCAUUUCUGGAGUGAAGUCAGUGCUUGAUGAUGUCACAGGUCAAAGUUCACUGGUGCUUUGAUAUCCUCUUUGGUCACUGGGGUGCUUCAGUCCAGCCUGAGCUUGGAGCGUCCGUCAGAGGGUCGGAGUCGGACCGAGGUUUUUUUGUACUUUCGGAGUUUUCGGAGGCAAAAUGAAGAUUGCCGAUCAAACGCAAAGCUGUGAAACCAAGAGGCCGAUUAUCAUUAUUAUUAAUAUUAUUAAUAUUAUUAUUGUUAUCGUUAUUCCAAAUUCACGCAGUGACGGAGCACCUUCGGAGUCUGCGAGUCGUUCAGUGUCAACCACAGGUGUGCAAGCGUGGGUGAGAGAGAUGUCACUUCCUUAGCUUACCAGCAAGCUAUUAGUAUUAGCAUCACCAACAGUGACAUCACACCAUGAACAACAGUGUUGCACCAAUGUGUGUGUGUGUGUGUGCCUUUGCGCAAAAAACAGGCCCCGCCUCCUGACGCUGACAUCAUCUACGGCUUCUUUGGUCGUCAGCCAGGAAGUGAUGUCACAAAAACUGAUGUCAUCUCUAGGAUUGUGUAAACAACAUGACUGUAUCGUCCCUGUACGGAUUGUGUGUGUGUGUGUGUGUGUGUGUGUGUGUGUAUGUGUGUGUGUGUGUGUGUGUGUGUGUGUGUGUGUGUGUGUAUUCCAUACGCUAAAGAGGACUAAAGGACCUGAGUGAAACCAGCGGCGCCACAGCUCAGCACUUAACCCACAGUGUUAAAGAAAAGGCUAACUGUAUUUUUGUGCUUUAUGAAAAUGUCCUGAGCAUUUUCUUGCUUUCGUUUUUCCUGUGAAGUGAUUUCACUCUACACACUCUGUCGCAUUCUGAAUCUGGAUCAACAGGAUAUUCCCAAAUAAAUUAUUAUUCCAAGGGAAGAGACUGAGA
Messenger RNA from Pygocentrus nattereri (red-bellied piranha), 8631 nucleotides. Its product is annotated as protein sidekick-2-like. Lineage: Eukaryota; Metazoa; Chordata; Actinopteri; Characiformes; Serrasalmidae. The record is from RefSeq and is a predicted model, not a curated record. The transcript is spliced from 46 exons. The coding region runs from base 328 to 7209 and encodes 2293 amino acids. Gene Ontology annotation, molecular function: protein binding.